CUUAAUGUCCAUUCAAUUAACUAUAACUAAGAAAAUCCAAUGAUUUUUAUUAUUAAUAAUAAAACAAUUAAAAUAUUUUUCGGGUAAACGAUUGGAUCAGCUGUUAUUAGCGGACAAAAGACAUGUCGGCCACCAUCGAGAGCUCCGAUAUCAAUAACAUACACGAAGAUCGCUACCAAUAUACCAGCGAUUGGCUAAUCUCGACAAAGAGAUCCCAUAUCUUGCAAUCAAAGUGUGUCUCGCCGUUCAUCUGCGACAAGACUAAGACCGCUAUCGCCAACACCGCCGCUGACACCGUCACCGAUAGCUUGACCAAUGCCGGCGAUGAUGGCCAUCAACAGCAGCCGCCGCCGCCGCCUUCUCAGAUGGAUUUGGAUCGGCUGUGUAUGACCUGCCGCUACGAACAGAUACUCGAAUUGCCGCACAUGCCCGACAUGACCUACGCCAACAAUUGGCUAACACUUGUCCACAGUAGCGGCUUUCGGCUAGAGUUCAACUGUUUGGACGCACUGAGACUGGUCUCUCGGCAGCUGCCGGCCCAUCUGAAAGUCGAUGCCGCCGCCGAAUGGAUGAAGGCUCGGGCUGACAGCGAGUUUACAAAAGUUACGAAAAAAGUCUUCGACUGGACGUUUACUACCGACUAUAAGGGCACGAUUACAACAUCAUCGGUAGUGCCAACAACCGAUGGCCACGAAGACGGUGGUAGUGUAGUAGUAGUGGAGGUGGUGGACACUGACGAACGGAUCGACAUUGAAAAACUCAAAUCAAAAGACGAGAUACUAUUCUACGAUGAAGUGGAUCUGUUUGAGGACGAACUGGCCGAUCACGGUGUGGCCAAAUUGUCGGUCAAAAUUAGAGUUAUGAAACAAUCGUUUUUCAUAUUAAUGCGCUAUUUUCUCCGUAUCGACAAUGUAUUGGUCCGCAUGAAUGACACCCGACUCUACCAUGAGGUGGGAACCGACUAUAUCCUACGGGAGUACACCCACCGGGAUGCCUAUGUCCGCGAUCUGGACAUAUCGACUGCCGUACUCAUAGAUCCCGUACAGCUUAGCCAACAUUUGCCAGCCAUUGAUAUCCAAUGUCACAAGUUAUACAUUAAACAACAACAACAUCAACAACAAACAAAAAUUUAAGUUUCAAUAUUGUGUUUGUCUUUUUAGUUUUUAUUAUUAUAAUCAUUAAUAAAUUGUAUAUAUAUUUUUUAAUUGAAGAUA
Molecule: messenger RNA, 1214 nt
Organism: Oppia nitens
Lineage: Eukaryota; Metazoa; Arthropoda; Arachnida; Sarcoptiformes; Oppiidae
Product: TIP41-like protein
Exons: 4
Coding region: 123-1133 (336 amino acids)
Biological process (GO): TOR signaling
Cellular component (GO): cytosol
Source: RefSeq, a predicted model, not a curated record